Messenger RNA from Sorghum bicolor (sorghum), 1795 nucleotides. RefSeq names its product S-adenosylmethionine synthase 1. The record is from RefSeq and is a predicted model, not a curated record. Gene Ontology annotation, biological process: S-adenosylmethionine biosynthetic process. Gene Ontology annotation, molecular function: methionine adenosyltransferase activity; ATP binding. The transcript is spliced from 2 exons. The coding region runs from base 191 to 1375 and encodes 394 amino acids. NCBI's taxonomy places the organism in Eukaryota, Viridiplantae, Streptophyta, Magnoliopsida, Poales, Poaceae. Gene Ontology annotation, cellular component: cytosol.
GUGCGGACCCACCUCUGACCUCCUUCCCCCGGAUCCGCGCCCGGCGCCAGCGCGGCUAUAAAUGGCGGAGCCCCCAGCAGUGCCGAGACCCCGUGCCACACAUCCCCGUUCGCAUCUUCUCCCUCUUGCCGGUCCCGAAUAAAGAGCAGCAGCGCAAGAGGUUAAUUUAUCGCCCGAGAAGAAGAAAGCAAUGGCGGCUGAGAGCUUCCUCUUCACCUCGGAGUCCGUGAACGAGGGGCACCCCGACAAGCUGUGCGACCAGGUGUCGGACGCCGUGCUCGACGCCUGCCUCGCGCAGGACCCCGACAGCAAGGUGGCGUGCGAGACCUGCACCAAGACCAACAUGGUGAUGGUGUUCGGCGAGAUCACCACCAAGGCCACCGUGGACUACGAGAAGAUCGUCCGGGACACCUGCCGCGAGAUCGGCUUCGUCUCCGACGACGUGGGCCUCGACGCGGACCGCUGCAAGGUGCUGGUCAACAUCGAGCAGCAGUCCCCCGACAUCGCGCAGGGCGUGCACGGGCACUUCACCAAGCGGCCCGAGGAGAUCGGCGCCGGCGACCAGGGCCACAUGUUCGGGUACGCCACCGACGAGACCCCCGAGCUGAUGCCGCUCAGCCACGUGCUGGCCACCAAGCUCGGCGCGCGCCUCACCGAGGUCCGCAAGAACGGCACCUGCGCCUGGCUCAGGCCCGACGGCAAGACCCAGGUCACGGUGGAGUACGUCAACGAGGGCGGCGCCAUGGUGCCCGUCCGCGUCCACACCGUCCUCAUCUCCACCCAGCACGACGAGACCGUCACCAACGACGAGAUCGCCGCCGACCUCAAGGAGCACGUCAUCAAGCCCGUCAUCCCGGAGAAGUACCUCGACGAGAAGACCAUCUUCCACCUCAACCCGUCGGGCCGCUUCGUCAUCGGUGGGCCCCACGGCGACGCCGGCCUCACCGGCCGCAAGAUCAUCAUCGACACCUACGGCGGCUGGGGUGCCCACGGCGGUGGCGCCUUCUCCGGCAAGGACCCCACCAAGGUGGACCGCAGCGGCGCCUACAUCGCCAGGCAGGCCGCCAAGAGCAUCGUGGCCAGCGGCCUCGCCCGCCGCUGCCUCGUGCAGGUCUCCUACGCCAUCGGCGUGCCGGAGCCCCUGUCCGUGUUCGUCGACUCGUACGGCACCGGGAGCAUCCCGGACAAGGAGAUCCUCAAGAUCGUCAAGGAGAACUUCGACUUCAGGCCCGGCAUGAUCACCAUCAACCUCGACCUGAAGAAAGGCGGCAACAGGUUCAUCAAGACCGCCGCCUACGGCCACUUUGGCCGUGACGACGCCGACUUCACCUGGGAGGUGGUGAAGCCCCUCAAGUUCGACAAGGCAUCCGCUUAAGAUUGGGAAGCCAAAUUGGACAUGAAGAAGACUGUGUGUCUCCGUGCUGUAUCUUCCUCUGGCUCUGCUGAUACCUGCUGCAAGCAUUGCUGCUGCUGCUGCUGCUCCUGCUCCUGGAUGUGUGUUUGAUCAGUGACUGGCUGCUCCAUAGAAGAGAAGAAAAGAAGGCUUUGGCAAGCAAGCCAUGUCGGCGCCGCCGGCUUAGGGAUUGGUAUAAUUUGGUGUGGCAGCAACCAGGAUUAUGCGCUGAUCUUUAUCUUUUAGUUUGGUCGUCCAGUAUUUUUUUUUCUUCCCCUUUUCGAGUCUGUACUGAAACUGCUGAGAGAUUUGCAGUUUUUAAUCUAUCAAUAUUCGUAUGUUACUGUUACCCUUUAGGUGCCCCCUGUGUAACCAAGCGCAAUUACAAGUUCACAUUUCUCC